AUGUCUGCCGAUGGGGGAGAACAUGCACGACACGGGAACGACAGUGCACAUCUUGAAAAGAGCAAGCCGGACCCGACUGGUUCGCAGUUCAUGACAGAUGAUCCAAACACAGUGGAUAUGGGACAUAGUGAUAUUGAACUUCGAGUUAAUAAUACUAUAUUCAAGACACAUAAGCACUUCCUGUGCAAGUUCGCACGUUUCGAAGAAAUGAUUCAGAACAUGAAGCCCCACGAUUUUUCAACCUCUACUCCAUACAUCACCAUAUGUCGAGACGAUCGCGGAGUCAGUGAUGUUAGUAACACAUUCAAGAUAAUUUACGCCUCAGUUAUCGAUGGUCCAUUCAGCUUCGAUGUUCCUAUACUUAUAUCAGCACUCCGAGUCUCGAGUGUUUACGGUUUCGACAACUUGCGUGCCUUUGCUAUCCGAAAUCUUGAGAAAGCGUCCCUUGUGCCCAUUCAGCGCAUCCAACUUGCUCGCGAAUUUGGACUCUCGUCCUGGGAGGGGCCAGCAUAUAAAGAGCUUUCAGAGCGAGAAGCAGCGAUAACUGAGGAGGAGGCACAGGUAUUGGGAUUCGCCGCUUUUACCAAAGUGGCUCGGGAACGAGAGGAGGCGAUGAUGAAAAGGGGAAAGGUUUUGGGCGAGCAAGAGCACAAAGAUAAACUAAAAAAGGAGCAGGAGAAGGUAAAGAAAGAGGCAGAAGGCAAAGCAAAGAAGGUUGCCGAAGAAAAACAAAGAAAGAAGCUGAAUAAUUGGUUGGAGUACAAUGAGGACCUUUGA
Messenger RNA from Rhizoctonia solani, 777 nucleotides. RefSeq lists its product as uncharacterized. The transcript has 3 exons. Lineage: Eukaryota; Fungi; Basidiomycota; Agaricomycetes; Cantharellales; Ceratobasidiaceae. The record is from RefSeq and is a predicted model, not a curated record. Bases 1 to 777 code for a protein of 258 amino acids.